Doryrhamphus excisus (bluestripe pipefish) is the source of this 2412-nucleotide messenger RNA. RefSeq names its product gap junction protein alpha 10 a (gene gja10a). Gene Ontology annotation, cellular component: connexin complex. The record is from RefSeq and is a predicted model, not a curated record. Lineage: Eukaryota; Metazoa; Chordata; Actinopteri; Syngnathiformes; Syngnathidae. Gene Ontology annotation, biological process: cell-cell signaling. Gene Ontology annotation, molecular function: gap junction channel activity.
ACCCACAGCCUGCCAGCACAAAGAAAAACAGCAACAGGACGCAAAAAGCUCGUGGAUUGGAAUUUGGAAUUUGGAACAUUCCCGCUUCUCCAUGGGGUAGCCGCAGCGACACCGUGGAUUCCUUGGAUCAAAGCCUCACGAUGAAAUACAACCAGAGACCAGAGGGGAUCCCAUAUCAAUGACUUCUUGAGGACAUGUGGCAGUAAAGCGGCGAGAACCUGACCAUGGGUGACUGGAACCUCCUGGGCAGCAUCCUGGAAGAGGUCCAUAUUCAUUCCACCAUGGUGGGCAAGAUCUGGCUCACCAUUCUCUUCAUUUUCCGCAUGCUGAUCCUGGGGGCGGCGGCUGAGGACGUGUGGGACGACGAGCAGUCCGAGUUUGUCUGCAACACGGACCAGCCGGGCUGCAAGGCGGUCUGCUACGACCGAGCCUUUCCUAUCUCGCUCAUUCGUUUCUGGGUGUUGCAAGUCAUCUUCGUGUCUGCGCCCUCGCUGGUCUACAUGGGCCACGCCCUUUAUUGCAUUCGAGCUCUGGAAAAGGAGCGUCAUCGGAAGCGGAUACAGCUAAAGGAGGAGCUGGACGAGGCGGAACUGGCACUGGACGAGCACAAACGCAUGGAGAAGGAGCUGAGGAGGUUGGACGAGCAGAGGAAGGUGAAAAGAGCUCCUCUUAGAGGAUCCCUCUUGAGAACAUAUGUCAUCCAUAUCCUUACACGUUCCGUUCUGGAGGUGUUUUUCAUCCUGGGACAAUAUAUUCUCUACGGUGUCCAACUGGACCCGCUUUACAAAUGUGAGUGGAUGCCUUGCCCCAACAGUGUGGACUGCUACAUCUCCAGGCCGACGGAGAAAACCAUCUUCAUGGUCUUCAUGAUUGCCAUUGCUGGUGUCUCUCUUUUCCUCAACAUUCUGGAAAUAUCCCAUCUUGGUGUCCGGAAAAUCAAACAAAGCCUUUCCGGAGAAAGAUACACGGAAGUUGAUAGUUUGAUUUUCAAGUCCAAGAGGAAGAUCUCGCUAUCACACCAGUGUGUCAUGAGCCACGUGUCCCCCUACAAUGGACCCUUGACUCAGACCUUCCAAGUCAUACCAGAAGAAGACAUCAAGCCACCUCAUUACUCUGGCUUGAAAACCAACCAGGAGAUCCAAGGGAACGACGGCGCCGCUUUUGUGGGACACUCACGAACCGCCUACAGCUUCCCCCAACCCAGAACUCCAAACAAAUCCAUCCAGAACUGUGUCAACCCCCAAGUCCAGCAAGGUCCAGAGGUCCUCACGACAAUAGCGGACCACCAUCUUUGCUGGGAAUCUGUGGUGCCCAAUAUGGAGGCAAGUGUGUCGUGCCCCCAGGAGUAUACCCACCUGGGACAUUAUCAAGACACUCUUCUGUCCAACAGCGCCGUACCACCGUGUUCGACUGACCUCCCUGAAAAAGGGGAUCGCAAGGACUCGAUGGGGAGUCAGCUCCUCAUCCCCAAACCUAGAAAAACCAGCUUCAUGAUCAGACCUCCUUCUGAAAGCCUGUCAUCAAUAAGUGGUUCCACGAGUCCCUCUUUGCACUCCUCGGAAGAAUCAGAUGAACUGGGGUCGCUGCAGGGGGACAUGCCCAUGAUGCCCCCUCCUGGGGGGAGGAGAAUGUCAAUGAGCGUCUUCCUGGACAUCUCAUCCAUCAUGAAGAAGUGAGGCGACGCUGCCGAUGAGGAUGAAGACGUCCCAUCCCACGGGGAUGGAGGAAGGAAACCUCAGGGCUCCGACUGUGGACGAGAAGCACCUUCCACCUUCUGUGGCGUGCCGGGAAGCCGGCUGUGUGGCGAGCGUAGCGUAGCGUGGCGUGGCGAAAGGGCCGCUUGCUGUACGUGAGUGGAAUAAAUGACGGGAUGAAAAGUCAGCGGGAUUCUCAUGCCUUUUUUUUCUUUUUAUUUCUCAACCAAAAGAUUCAUAUCAAAGACAUAAAUGUGACAUGUCGUAGAACAUUUAGAAAAAAGAUGAGUGAUCUGCAGCUUGGAAAAAAGCCGAAGCGUAACGCUUGCGUCUGCAUUAACAGUCGUGUUGUUGGUUGGCGAAAAAACAAGCCCUCCGAAAUACGUCCAACAAUAUUAGCACGCUAAAAACAUCAGCAAAGUAUUUAUCGUACACUUCUUAGCCGUAGGGAGAGGUAUGUGGAAUUCUGCAGGUAGAUACGUUUCACGUCACUUCAACCAGGUUGAAAGAUUCCCGAAAGUCCCAAUCCCAAUCCCAGAUUCUUUGUAAACAAAUCACUUGAAUACUUAAGUUUCGUCUUUAGAAGGCAUUGCAAGUGUUAAUUUCCGGUCGGUAUCGAUCGUUGUGCUGAAUUCCGAGGUCUCACUGAUAUCAUAUUGACACAGCGCAUAACCGACUGGCGAAUCCUCACACUCAUGAGCAAGGCAGUUGCUGUCAU